Messenger RNA from Ipomoea nil (Japanese morning glory), 814 nucleotides. Its product is annotated as putative calcium-binding protein CML19. Gene Ontology annotation, molecular function: calcium ion binding. The record is from RefSeq and is a predicted model, not a curated record. The transcript has a single exon. Bases 30 to 611 code for a protein of 193 amino acids. NCBI's taxonomy places the organism in Eukaryota, Viridiplantae, Streptophyta, Magnoliopsida, Solanales, Convolvulaceae.
GAAAAAGAAAACCCCCAAACUGCCCGGCAAUGAUCAAGAAGCCUCUAUCCAAUUUGUUUGAUUCCGCCCACCACACGCUAAACAACCUAUUUAUACACACCCAAUCCAUUCACGGUCAGCUCAGAUCAGAUCAGAUUCAUAAUUUCAACGCCAAGCAAUUCAAACCAAAAAUAAUGGAGAAUAAUAAGAAGCAGCAGUAUCAACGCGUGUUCGACUGUUUCGACGAGAACAAGGACGGGAAACUGUCGGCGGCGGAGCUGCAACGGUGCAUGGCUUCCAUCGGCGACGACUUGACCUUAGAGGAGGCGGAAGAAGCCAUGUUGAGGAUGGGUUGUGGGGAAGACGAUGGGUUGCUGGGGUUUGAGGAGUUCGUGAGAUUGUUGGAGGAUGGGAACGAUGAAGACAAGGCUAGGGAUUUGAAGGAGGCGUUUUCGUUGUACGAGAUGGAUGAUGGGUGUGGGUGCAUUACGCCUAAGAGCUUGAAGAGAAUGCUGAGCAGAUUGGGGGAGUCCAGAACCAUUGAUGACUGCAAAGACAUGAUAGCUCACUAUGAUCUCAAUGGGGAUGGUCUCCUCAAUUUUGACGAGUUUAAAGUUAUGAUGUCUUGUUAAUUAUUGUAAUUAAUUGGCCACUCUCCUUCCGAUUCCUAGCUUAGUAUUAUUAUAUUUGCACUACUGCUUCAUUCAGUCUUUCAAUUCUUCUGUUUAUAUGUAUUUAGAUUCCAUUCUUUUUGUACAGCAAACACUAUUUACCUCAGCUCAGCUCUCUCCUUUUUCUUUAUUCAUCUCAUUUAUCUUAUAAAAAAUUUGACAGA